Benincasa hispida (wax gourd) is the source of this 1740-nucleotide messenger RNA. RefSeq names its product AP-3 complex subunit mu. Gene Ontology annotation, cellular component: clathrin adaptor complex. Lineage: Eukaryota; Viridiplantae; Streptophyta; Magnoliopsida; Cucurbitales; Cucurbitaceae. The record is from RefSeq and is a predicted model, not a curated record. Gene Ontology annotation, biological process: intracellular protein transport; vesicle-mediated transport.
CACAAUAUUUCCUUGCAUAUACAUUCAUAGUGAUUGAUGAGAGAGAUUCGGAUGAAAUACACAAUUUCUACCAAAAUCUCACUCUCCACCCAAGGGUAGAGACCUCUUCUCUGAUCCGUAGCUCAUCGAUCGAUCUUCGUCAUUUGUCACUUUCAGACUCCGAUUAACCGAUGUUGCAAUGCAUAUUUCUGCUAUCCGAUUCAGGAGAGAUUAUGCUGGAGAAACAGCUCACUGGGCAUCGUGUCGACCGAUCUAUAUGCACUUGGUUCUGGGACCAAUCCCUAUCUCAAGGUGAUUCCUUCAAGAUGCAGCCGGUGAUUGCUUCUCCAACCCAUUAUCUUUUCCAAGUUGUUCGCGCGGGAAUCACUUUCUUGGCCUGCACCCAAGUCGAAAUGCCGCCUUUAAUGGGCAUUGAGUUCCUCUGCAGAGUGGCUGAUGUUCUCACAGAUUAUCUUGGGGAAUUGAAUGAAGAUUUAGUCAAGGAUAAUUUUGUCAUUGUAUACGAGCUUCUGGAUGAGAUGAUAGACAACGGGUUCCCCCUCACUACAGAACCUAACAUCCUGAGAGAAAUCAUAGCUCCACCAAACCUUGUAAGCAAAGUAUUGAGCGUGGUGACUGGUAACAGUUCGAAUGUGAGCGACACCAUUCCAGGUGCAAUCGCAUCUCAUGUUCCAUGGAGAACUACAGAUCCAAAAUAUGCUAAAAAUGAAGUUAAUGUUGAUCUUGUUGAGGAGAUGGACGCCAUUCUAAACAGGGAUGGCCACCUGGUCAAGUGUGAAAUUUAUGGUGAGGUCCAAGUAAAUUCUCAUCUAUCUGGUCUUCCUGAUUUGACCCUUUCAUUUACAAAUCCUUCAAUCCUUGAUGAUGUGAGAUUCCAUCCCUGUGUUCGGUUCCGCCCAUGGGAAUCACAUCAAAUCCUGUCAUUUGUGCCUCCUGAUGGACAGUUUAAGCUCGUGAGUUACAGGGUGAGAAAGUUGAAGAAUACUCCUAUGUAUGUAAAGCCUCAGUUUACAUCAGAUGCAGGGAUAUGUCGAGUCAGUGUGUUGGUAGGAAUUCGACAUGAUCCCGGAAAGCCGAUUGACGCAAUAGAUGUGCAGUUUCAAUUGCCCUCAUGUGUUUUAUCAGCUGACCUUACUUCAAAUUAUGGAACAGUGAACAUCUUAUCUAGCAAGAUCUGCUCUUGGACAAUUGGAAAGAUGCCAAAAGAUAAAACUCCUUCAAUGUCUGGAACAUUAACACUUGAGACAGGAUUACAACAGCUUCAUGUAUUUCCAACAUUUCAAGUGCGUUUUAAGAUCAUGGGUGUAGUCCUCUCUGGCCUGCAAGUUGAUAAACUUGAUGUGAAGAACUUGCCAAAUCAUCCUUACAAAGGCUUUCGAGCUCUAACACGAGCAGGGAAGUUUGAAGUUCGGUCAUAAACAAUAGCAGCAACUUGCAGUGAAUUUGUGAUGAUCUUGAGUGCAUGAUCUUCUGUUAAAUCCUGUGAACCAUAGCACAAUCUCAUGAUAGGUGAAAACAGACUAAAAAUAUCUGCCCAUUUGUAAAGUUUGUUUAAUGCCUUUUAGCAGCUCGGAAGUGAUUCCUGUUUCAGUGAAAUUGAUACUUUGUCAAUCUUUGGUGCCCUUUUACUAAAUCAAGGAAUCAAGAAAUAUGAGAUUAGUGAGACAGGACUCCAAUAUCAAACUGUAAAAUGCAGAAGCAAUUUGCUUUGAUAAUGAAAAGUACAAUAUUUUUCAGCUA